AUGAAAGUGACGACACAGCGCCUCACUCUCUUUCUUUCAUUGUUGUCUUAUGCCCGCUGCGCGACUUCACGGUACUUGGUGUCUGAGGAGGGACAACAAUUACCCCGAACAACUGCAACGGACACACGUCCGCCCGCACCUCCUGUUCUGGAUCAAAGUGGCAACAGUAAAAAGAGGAAAUGGUCUUAUGGAUCGAGUCGUGCUGACCUCAGUCAAUCAGCGGUAGAACAUAAACGCGAUGGCUACACGGUUGAGGAGCGUCAGGACGCUGGUGACCGAAUACAGGACCAGCCAGGCACCAGAGGCAGUGCCAGUGGGAGCAGUUGUGGCGACCUUCCAUGUCAGGUUUCGCCUGUAUCGGCUUCUCCGUCGAGUCCCUCAACCUCUAUGAAGGCCUUGAAGAGACACGAUCUGGCCCAUUUUUCAGCAGGACGCAGCGGACCGGAAACAACGCCUGCAACAGAGGCGUUUUCUUCUCCCGAGAGGUUCCGGUUGACGCUCAGAAACCCACCUCGAGCUGGAGAGGUCAGCCCCAAUAUUCACGACCCGGCAGGACAACGUGAUACAACUAAAGGUUAUUUUUUCGCACGAAGGAGUUCAGACUUCAGCGGCGCCAGCUCAUCGGCGCCCUCAGGGGAGGCAGCACCCGGGUCAGCUCCUAACCGAAACCCGCACUAUAAUCCCGAGAGCGUCAAUGAAUUGUUAAGCGUGUCGACCGGUCAUCUUCCUUUGAACCCCCAAACUCGAGCACCAAUUGCGGUGGGAUGCUCACGGAGACCGAGCGCGGAAGCGCCCCACAGUCCAACAAACGCCGGCACCUCCCACCCUGCCUCUACCGUCUCUGCCUAUGUACCUGUACGUACUUUGGGGGCGGACCGUUCAAACAAGCAAAGGCACAACCGACGACCUUCGAACGCGAGCGCGGAAGAAGUUACGCAGCUACGUGAGGCUGCGGGGCAGCUUCUCGUAUCGCCGGCGGACACACGCGCACAACAGGCUGCUCUGCGGGAGGCAGUACAAGCACGACAGCGCAGUUCUGUCGGUCGGCAUGGGAGGAGAGAGGAGACUCCAGAAUGGAUAGAGAGUACCAUUGGCAAGGUGUUUCCUCGAGGGAAGCCUGUCUCGACACUAAACGCCAAUGGGGACUCGGCUUACGUAAUUAAUGAGGGAUACCUCGGUGCGGGAAAUUUUGGUGUCGUCAUAAAGGUGGCUUUAUCAGAUGGGGGAAGGUACGCAGCGAAGGUGGCGUACGGCCAGAUUUGCUUGAAACAGGGAAUGAGGGCAGACGAACUGAACGCUGCGAUUUCGUCAGUGAGGAGACAGAUGGCAGAAGCGGUUCAGCAAGAGUUGCGCGCCCGGGAUAUGCUUUUGGCCAAAGGGUACACGCUUACACGACUUGCGGACAACUUCGGGAUUCCUGUGUGCAAAAUGAUUUUGAAGCUUCCUGAGGACCGAGAAACCCACGUUCGUUACGGUUCUCACCUCUUUCUGCUGUCGAGAGAAAUCAUGUUGCUGCCGUUGCUUGUGGGUGCGACGUUGGCGAAUCUAGUCCAGCCAAAUCCAUCAGUUCCUCUGCAGCAGGCAGUGGCGAGGCAAACAAUACUUGCACUGGCCAAGUUUCACGAGCUCGGCGUCGCCCAUGGAGACGUUAAGAGGAGCAACAUCAUUCUCGACAUCCACGGCAGAGCACACUUGAUUGACAUGGGCAAUGUGAAGGUUCUGAGCAGCUGUGUGAGCAACGACGAUACAGUUUACAUGCCUAUAUUUUCACCUGAACUUGCCAAGUCACAGCAGGUGCCGCAGCAGCCAUGUGUGAACCGUGGCCCUCUGGAUGUGUGGGCAAUGGGGGUGACACUCUUCCAGUUCAUCUGCGACGGUAAACUUCCUUACGGCAUUUCGGAUGCGCCGACAGCCUACAGGGAGAGGAUGUCGUAUCUUUCCCAGAUUCGCCUGGCAGAUUUCUCCGCCCGUGUCUGUCCUGGAGCUGAUCCAGCAGUGAUGGGAAUUGCUCUUCAAUUUCUGCAUCCGGAUCCUCUCCAGCGCCCCGUGCUUGAACAAUUCGUCAAGAGCUACGCCUUCUUUCAGCAAUCCGCCAGAACCACAUUGCAAACAUAA
Molecule: messenger RNA, 2115 nt
Organism: Neospora caninum
Lineage: Eukaryota; Apicomplexa; Conoidasida; Eucoccidiorida; Sarcocystidae
Exons: 1
Coding region: 1-2115 (704 amino acids)
Biological process (GO): protein phosphorylation
Cellular component (GO): cytoplasm
Molecular function (GO): protein serine/threonine kinase activity; ATP binding
Source: RefSeq, a predicted model, not a curated record